This is a messenger RNA of Colletotrichum phormii, 882 nucleotides long. RefSeq lists its product as uncharacterized. The coding region runs from base 1 to 882 and encodes 293 amino acids. The record is from RefSeq and is a predicted model, not a curated record. Lineage: Eukaryota; Fungi; Ascomycota; Sordariomycetes; Glomerellales; Glomerellaceae. The transcript is spliced from 2 exons.
AUGACCUCCGACUUGCAACCUGAGCCUGAUGGACAGAUCGAGGUUUUUCGAAAUGAGGACGAGCUGAUCUCUAGCAUAUUGUAUUCCACGAGCACCAUCAUCUCUUCCUUCCAGGAGCUCGACAAGCAACAUACCGCCAUCGCCAGCCUAUUGAAGGCAGCAAGCAAGGUGUCUUCCAAACUUGACAAGUCUGGAACCCUUUCCAACAGAAACAUGCAUGGCUCGCUGUUGUUGGCCACAGCCGUAAUUGCGCAAGCCAACGUCGAGCAAGGCUUGGAAUUCCGCAAUGAAGCAAUUGGCCUCCUCUUGUUGGCCACAAACAAAGUUGUCGCUUCCAUCAAGAACACCGGAAACGUUCCUCGUGCUAGUACUCCAGGCCAGUUCCGCUUCGGCUACUAUGAGGACGACUUGGCCCGCGGAACGAUGAGAUCGAUUUGGUACAACAACAAGCUCGACGCUAUCUACAUCUCCAGGUUUUCCCAGUGGCGGGGUCUGAACCUCUAUGUAAAAAACCUCAUCAUCGGAGACACGAUCGUCCUCAACCCGGAUAAGUGCAGAGACGUCCUCUCGGGCGCUUGCUACGGCUGCGACAACUUGAAAAUUGCCUACCAGCCCCGCGGAGCUCCUAUCGUGAAGAGUAGAGCACCGAGUCAUUACGAGUUGGAGACUACUCAGCCAGUCUUUUACGACAUCAAAGAUCACGAGCGCGUCUGCGCUGAGCUGGUGGACUUGGACGAUUGGGAUGAAGGCCUGCUGAAGACCUGGGGUGAACACCAACUCGAACUGGAGAAGGUGCUCUACGAGAGCGCGGGCAGCUCCUUCAAGAAACUGGUCGGGUUUCGUGCCGUGGAGGUCUUCCGCAAGCCUCGCGUCAUGGAGUGA